Nycticebus coucang (slow loris) is the source of this 650-nucleotide messenger RNA. Its product is annotated as serine/arginine-rich splicing factor 10-like. The transcript has 2 exons. The record is from RefSeq and is a predicted model, not a curated record. Bases 84 to 635 code for a protein of 183 amino acids. Lineage: Eukaryota; Metazoa; Chordata; Mammalia; Primates; Lorisidae. Gene Ontology annotation, molecular function: RNA binding.
UAUGUCUGAGGAUCUCCCACUGGAACUGCGGACGGUUUGCUAAGCCCAUUAGUGCCCUGGACCAAGACUCACCCCACGCCAUCAUGUCCCACUACCUGUGUCCCCCUAACAUGUCUCUGUUCAUCCAGAACGUGGCAGACAACACCAGGUCUAAAGAUUUACGACGUGAAUUUGGUCAUUAUGGUCCUAUAGUUGAUGUGUAUGUUUCACUUGAUUUCUACACACGCCAUCCAAGAGGAUUUGCUUAUGUUCAAUUUGAGGAUGUUCGUGAUGCUGAAGAUGCUUUGCAUAAUUUGGACAGAAAAGGGAUUUGUGGACGUCAGAUUGAAAUACAGUUUGCACAAGGAGAUUGGAAGACACCAAAUCAGAUGAAAGCCAAGGAAGGAAGAAAUGUGUACAGUUCUUCACGCUAUGAUGAUUAUGAUAGAUACAGACGUUCUAGAAGCCGAAGUUAUGAAAGGAGGAGAUCAAGAAGUCGAUCUUUUGAUUACAACUAUAGAAGAUCCUAUAGUCCUAGAAACAGUAGACCGACUGGAAGACCACAGUGUAGCAGAAGCCAUUCCGACAAUGAUAGACCAAACUGCAGCUGGAAUACCCAGUACAAUUCUGCUUACUACACUUCAAGAAAGAUCUGAAAGCAGAUAAGGAAC